AUGCUGUCCAGGCAUUCAGCAAGGGCCAGUGUUCCCCAUGCACGAAAUUUGUUACGCCCGUUGGCUUCUUGCUCUGCUGGGUCGCAGCAAGCCUCCGGAGUCUCACGCUGGGCAGUUCUGUCACGACCGAACCGAGGAACCCCCCAUUACCGGUUGAUUUCGACCUUUUUGAACUCGUCUGCUCGCAAAGAGAGUCUACAAAAUGCCACAGUAUUGCAAUGGACAUCCGGAUCCAGACUGUCAACCGCCGCGGCCGCGCCCUCUGAGUCGCCACAACCGAGUGACCUGAAUGCGAUCAACGCUCUGAUAGAAAAAAUCAAUCAGAAUGAGGACGAGAUGGCGCAGAUGAUUGAGGGUCUGGAAUUUCUUGACGACCUAGAAGUUUCAGAGGAGCUUGCCGAUCCCCUCGGAAGCGAAGAGUACACCCCCGAGGCAUGGGUACUGAUGGUUCGACAGCAAUUCGGGGACAGGAUUCCAGACGGGGUUCUGAAUGAGGAAGAACUUCAGAUUUUCACUCGACUCUAUGGCGAGCCUGUCAUCCAAGAACCAGUUUCUGAAUCCAUAGGGGAGGAAGCUGAGAAAGAUUCUGACCGUCUGUUCCGUGAAAAUGGCCAAGGUGGAUGGGAUGAAAUCGAGUACGAGCAGAAUGAGAACCAAAAGGACGAUACUACAGUUGUUUACGAUAUGGAUAUUGGACCGGAGGAGACUGAGACAAUUGCCAUGCGGAGGACUCGAGAAGUGGCUGAACAACUGGGCGGCGAGAUCAUGCUUGAGCAGUUUGAAAACGAGGCAGUUCCAGACGCUGCUCCACGAGCCCAUCCUUUAACACAGGAAGGAAAGUUUCAAACGAACCCCAGCACCAUCAAUUUGCCCAAGAAGACAGUCACCGGGCCUAUCUCAGUUAUCCUCUCAGAGUUCUCCAACAGGCAUAUCGCUGAGACCGCCCAUCGCCUGUUCGGCGGCCCAGGGUUGCCCCAUUCGACUACGACGCCACCUCCGCGUGCGCAACUACCCCAGCUGCCGAUCCCUCUUCAUGCAUCUCAACACCACAUGGGCGAGAUGGAGGCUAAUGCUUAUAUCGCUGCCCUGUACCCCGGUAUAUAUGCCUCGGUUCUCAGUGUCCUGGUUGAAGUUCGCAAGCGCAUGGGAACAGAUUGGAUCCGGAAUCUCAUUUCCCAAGAUGGUGGACCGAAUGUCCUUGACGCAAGCGGCGGUGGUGCUGGUAUCUUGGCUUGGAGGGACGUUAUUCGUGCAGAGUGGGAGCUCAUGGUUCCCGACCAUCCUGAAGGUGUGCCUAUCCCAUUUGGACGAUCAACGGUUUUGACAGGCUCCGAAACGCUCCGACUUCGUGCGAGUGCGAUGCUCGAAAAUACAAGUUUUCUUCCUCGAUUGCCUGACUACGUCCAUGUCCGCGAGAAGCCAACUCUAGAGGAUUCGCGCGCUGCUCCCAAACGCAAGCAAUAUGAUGUCAUCAUCGCUCCCCAUACUCUUCUUGGAUACGAUGAGGAGUAUCAGCGCAAAGAUCAUGUAGAGAACCUCUGGGCCCUUUUGAAUCCUAACGGCGGCGUUCUUGUUCUGCUCGAAAAAGGUCGCCAGAAGGGCUUUGAAGCAAUCGCUGGUGCUCGCGAAAUGCUCCUUAAGCGUCAUAUUGCAAGCCCCGGUUCUGCAGAGUACGAAAGCUUCCUCGAGUCCUCUGAGGAUGGCAGAACUGUGGCCAAGGAACCGGGCAUGAUCAUCGCUCCGUGCACAAAUCAUUCAACCUGCCCGAUGCAUAACCCAGCCGGGCCAACUAAGGGUCGCAAGGACUACUGCCACUUUGAGCAACGAUAUAUUCGCCCUCCAUUCUUGCAGCGCAUCAUGGGAGCGAAAGACCGUAACCACGAAGACAUCAAGUUUAGUUACUUAGCUGUGCAACGGGGCGUGGACAUGCGCCAGCAAAAAGGUAUUCGCCAAGACGCCGAAAUGACAGACGCGGCUUUUGAAGGCUACGAACACCUCGAAGAGCCCGAACUUUCAUCAGUCAACCCACUAUCUCUCCCCCGCGCUGUGUAUGCACCACUCAAACGCCGUGGGCAUGUCAUUUUUGAUCUUUGCACACCGGGCGGUCAGAUUGAACGCUGGACUGUCCCGCGCUCUUUCAGUCGUCAGGCUUACCGGGAUGCUCGCAAAUCCAACUGGGGUGAUCUCUGGGCUCUAGGAGCUAAGACUCGUAUUUCCCGAAAGCUGAACCUGGGCGACAAGCAUGGCGAGGGAAAGAAAGAACGUUUGGCUCGACGAGCAGCAGCUAAAGCCGAGGCCGAAGAAGAGGGCGCCUAUGACGAACUUGAUCCUGAAGAAGACGAAGUCGAUGGCUAUAACGAGGGCGAAGGACUUGAUCGUUCGGAUGCUCUUCAGAUCCCGAAACGGAAGAAGGGACAGAAUAUUCCGAGCUGGAAGAAAAAUGCUGAUAAGAAGAAGCUGCGGCAAGCGCAGAAGAAGCGUGAUGCUGCGGAGGACGCACUGUGA
Penicillium macrosclerotiorum is the source of this 2505-nucleotide messenger RNA. RefSeq names its product tRNA methyltransferase RSM22. Gene Ontology annotation, cellular component: mitochondrial small ribosomal subunit. The record is from RefSeq and is a predicted model, not a curated record. Gene Ontology annotation, biological process: translation. The transcript has a single exon. The coding region runs from base 1 to 2505 and encodes 834 amino acids. Gene Ontology annotation, molecular function: methyltransferase activity; structural constituent of ribosome. NCBI's taxonomy places the organism in Eukaryota, Fungi, Ascomycota, Eurotiomycetes, Eurotiales, Aspergillaceae.